Molecule: messenger RNA, 858 nt
Organism: Caenorhabditis briggsae
Lineage: Eukaryota; Metazoa; Nematoda; Chromadorea; Rhabditida; Rhabditidae
Gene: Cbr-cyc-1
Product: Protein CBR-CYC-1
Exons: 6
Coding region: 1-858 (285 amino acids)
Biological process (GO): mitochondrial electron transport, ubiquinol to cytochrome c
Molecular function (GO): electron transfer activity; heme binding
Source: RefSeq, a predicted model, not a curated record
AUGCAGCGUGCCGUUGUUCAAGGGUCUAAACGCGGUUUGGCGGCCCUCGCCGGAGUUACUGCCGCUUCCGGUAUGGGACUCGUUUACGCUUUGGAGAACUCGGUCAGCGCCAGUGGAGAUAAUGUACACCCAUAUGCGUUGCCAUGGGCACACAGUGGACCAUUUUCAUCCUUCGAUAUUGCCUCAGUACGACGUGGUUACGAAGUCUACAAACAAGUUUGUGCUGCCUGCCACUCGAUGAAGUUCUUGCAUUACCGUCACUUUGUAGAUACGAUCAUGACUGAGGAGGAAGCUAAAGCUGAAGCUGCUGAUGCUCUCAUCAACGACGUCGAUGAUAAAGGAGCUGCUAUCCAACGUCCAGGAAUUCUCACCGAUAAGCUGCCAAAUCCAUAUCCAAACAAGAAGGCUGCCGCUGCUGCUAACAACGGAGCUGCUCCACCAGAUUUGUCUCUGAUGGCUCUUGCCAGGCACGGAGGAGAUGACUACGUCUUCUCAUUGCUCACCGGUUAUCUCGAGGCUCCAGCUGGAGUUAAGGUUGACGACGGAAAGGCCUACAAUCCGUACUUCCCAGGAGGAAUCAUCUCUAUGCCACAACAAUUGUUCGAUGAAGGAAUUGAGUAUAAGGAUGGAACACCAGCCACCAUGUCCCAGCAAGCUAAAGACGUUUCCGCUUUCAUGCAUUGGGCUGCUGAACCAUUCCAUGACACAAGAAAGAAAUGGGCACUCAAGAUCGCUGCCUUGAUUCCAUUCGUGGCUGUCGUGCUGAUCUAUGGAAAGAGAAAUAUCUGGUCGUUCACGAAAUCGCAGAAGUUCUUGUUCAAGACUGUCAAGGGAAGAGAACCACCAAAGGCUCAGUAA